Orcinus orca (killer whale) is the source of this 10558-nucleotide messenger RNA. RefSeq names its product REL proto-oncogene, NF-kB subunit (gene REL). The record is from RefSeq and is a predicted model, not a curated record. Bases 358 to 2142 code for a protein of 594 amino acids. Lineage: Eukaryota; Metazoa; Chordata; Mammalia; Artiodactyla; Delphinidae. Gene Ontology annotation, biological process: inflammatory response; canonical NF-kappaB signal transduction; cellular response to stress. Gene Ontology annotation, cellular component: cytoplasm. The transcript has 10 exons. Gene Ontology annotation, molecular function: RNA polymerase II cis-regulatory region sequence-specific DNA binding; DNA-binding transcription factor activity, RNA polymerase II-specific.
CCCAGCCCGGGGGAAGCGGCGGUGAGGAGUUUACGUCAGCCGCGGGAAGUCCCCCCCCGCCGGGCUGUUCGCCUCUCGGGCCGACCUGCCCUCAGCUGUAGCAGCGCUCCGCCUCCUGGCUCCUGCAGCCGGGACGGGCAACGCCGGGUGACCGGAGCGCGAGAAUUAAGCGGGUGGGAAGGUGUGAGCCGCAAACCCAGAGGAGGGCGGGAAGGAGGAAGAGGAGGACCCGGGGGUGGUCAGGGGGACUGGGGAUCCCGCCGGCAGAGGUCCCUUGGCCGCCUGACUAACGGGCUGAUUGACUGCAGCGGCUUCGGGUCCGGACGCUCGGAGCGGGGCGGCGCGGUGAGCUGAGCCAUGGCCUCAGGUGGUAAUGAACCACGUAUAGAGAUAAUUGAACAACCCAGGCAGAGGGGAAUGCGUUUUAGAUACAAAUGUGAAGGGCGAUCAGCAGGCAGCAUUCCAGGGGAGCACAGCACAGACAACAACCGAACAUACCCAUCUAUCCAGAUUAUGAACUACUAUGGAAAAGGAAAAGUGAGAAUUACAUUAGUAACAAAGAAUAUCCCACAUAAACCUCAUCCUCAUGAUUUAGUAGGAAAAGACUGCAGAGAUGGCUACUAUGAAGCAGAAUUUGGACAAGAACGCAGACCUUUGUUUUUUCAAAAUUUGGGUAUUCGAUGUGUAAAAAAAAAAGAAGUAAAAGAAGCUAUUAUUUCAAGAAUAAGGGCAGGAAUCAAUCCUUUCAAUGUCUCUGAGCAAGAGCUGCUUGAUAUUGAAGACUGUGACCUCAAUGUCGUGAGAUUAUGUUUUCAAGUUUUCCUCCCUGACGAACGUGGUAAUUUGACAACUGCUCUACGUCCUAUUGUCUCUAACCCAAUUUAUGACAACCGUGCUCCUAAUACUGCAGAACUAAGGAUCUGUCGUGUAAACAAGAACUGUGGAAGUGUCAGAGGAGGAGAUGAAAUAUUUCUACUCUGUGACAAAGUUCAGAAAGAUGACAUAGAAGUUCGGUUUGUGUUGAACGAUUGGGAAGCAAAAGGUAUCUUUUCACAAGCUGAUGUACACCGUCAAGUAGCCAUUGUUUUCAAGACUCCACCAUAUUGCAAAGCUAUAACGGAACCGGUAACAGUAAAAAUGCAGUUGCGAAGACCUUCUGACCAGGAAGUUAGUGAAUCUAUGGAUUUUAGAUAUCUGCCAGACGAAAAAGAUACAUAUGGCAAUAAAGCAAAGAAACAAAAAACAACUCUCCUUUUCCAGAAACUGUGGCAGGAUUGUGGAGUUAAUUUUCCUGAAAGACCUAGACCUAGUCCCCUAGGAUCAACUGGAGAAGGAAGAUUCAUCAAAAAAGAACCAGUCUUGUUUUCGCAUGGUGCAGUUUUGACAGAAACGUCCGGGCCAGUUUCAAGUCAAGCAGAAUCCUACUAUUCCUCAUCUGCGCCCAUCUCCAGUGCAUUGCCACAUCAUGCUUCGGCCAUACCCACAAUGGUACCUCAGCCUUCUUCAAGCUGGUCAUCAGUGGCCCACGCCACCUCACGUUCAGUCAAUACAAAUUCACUGAGUAGUUUUUCGACAGGGACGCUUUCCUCUAAUUCACAAGUUAUCCCACCAUUCCUGGAAAUGUCUGUUGUGAGUGAUUUGAAUGUGUCUAAUGCUUGCAUUUAUAACAAUACUAAUGACAUAGGCAGAAUGGAAGCAUCAUCCGUGUCACCAGCUGACUUAUAUGGUAUUUCUGAUGCCAGCAUGCUGCCUAAUUGCCCUGUGAACAUGAUAACGCCCAGUAAUGACAGCAUGAGGGAGACUGAUAAUCCAAGACUUGUGAGCAUGAAUCUUGAAAAUCCUGCCUGUACUUCAGUGUUAGACCCAAGAGACUUAAGACAGCUCCAUCAGAUGUCCUCUUCCAGGAUGUCAGCAGUCGCCAGUUCUAGUACUACUGCUUUUGUUUCACAGUCAGAGGCAUUUGAGGGAUCUGACUUUAAUUGUGCAGAUAACAGUAUGAUAAAUGAGUCAGGACCAUCAAACGGUACUAAUCCAAACAGUCAUAGUUUUGUUCAAAAUAGUCAGUAUUCAGGUAUUGGCAGUAUGCAGAAUGAACAAUUGAGUGACUCAUUUGCAUUCGAAUUUUUUCAGGUUAACUUGUAAGAUAUAAAUGGUGAUUGAAGAAUUAAAUCCCUUUAAAGGUAACCCUUUUGAUAUUACCUUUAUAAAUACAACAUUAUAUAUUUCUCUAAGACUAUACUACAGUAUAUCGUGGACCCUUGAACAACACGGGUUUGAACUGUGCGGGCAGGUCCAGUUAAUACUCACAUUUUCUUCACUAAAUAUGUAGUGCAGUACUACACGAUUUGAGGUUGGUUGAAUUCAUGGAUGCAGAAGACAUCCAUGGAGACAGAGGGCCGACUGUACGGUUUUUUUUUUUUUUUUUGGUGGUACGCGGGCCUCUCACUCUUGUGGCCUCUCCCGUUGCGGAGCACAGGCUCCGGACGCGCAGGGUCAGCGGCCGUGGCUCAUGGGCCCAGCCGCUCCGCGGCAUGUGGGAUCUUCCCGGACCGGGGCACGAACCCGUGUCCCCUGCAUCGGCAGGCAGACUCUCAACCACUGCGCCACCAGGGAAGCCCGAGUGUACAGUUUUAAACACAGAGUUUUCACUGCACGGAGCGUCUGCACCCCAACCCCCGUGUUGUUCAAGGGUCAACUGUAAGUAUAACUUCAGGUAUGUAGGGGAUUCCUCUAACAGGCAGUCUUGUCUUGGGAGCUUCUUGUUUUGCUGGCAGAGAAUUUGUUGGGAUAUAAAAGAUGAAUGCUCAGUGCUUGAAGCUGCAGCUAAAAGAGAAGGAUGAACUCGUUUCCCAACUUCAGGAAGAGUUAGAAAAAGUCCAGCAUUUACAGAAGACUUUUGCUUCAAAAGUAGAUUAAUCCACACAGACUGAACUCCUAGGCUAUGAUGCAUUGUGGAAUCCUACAUACAAAGAAAAUUUAUGUAAACCAGUGUAUGAUGAAUCUGUGACAUGUUAAAUACUGAAUAAAAUCAAUUUUUCCAUUAAAAAAAUCCAACUUUGGGUAUGUAGAAUACAAAGUUGGAAAGUCAUAAAAGGAAAAUUCCAAAAUAGAAAUUUAAAAGAGCUUUACUGUUUCUUCUUUUGAAACAUGUGAUCUGAUACUGUGUGUGGUGGGAAUUCUAGCAUGAGAAUCCUGCCACAUUUUCCCAGGACAGACUGAGGAGAACAAUAGAGCAAGCCUUCAGUUUUUCCAGCUACAUCGUUUUAUACUUCUUUUAUAAUGUAUUAAUGUAUUCUUAGUUAAAUGAAUUAACUGAUAUUUGCUUUUAAGCAAAUUUAAGGUAAAACCUGUAAUGGCUAUGUCAUUGGAAAAAUUAAUUCCUUAUUAUUUUUGAGGCCAAUGGGCCAAGGUGACCCCUAAGGGGUUCUCUGAGGCUUUCUGGAGUUUCUUAGAUUUACAUGUAAAUCAAAAUUUCUUUAAAAUGUUAAGUUGGGCAGCAGGCAGUUGAAGUAAGCUUUCAAGGUAUGGGAGUUCCCUACAUUUUGAAGUAUUUAGAUCCAUACCUGUAAAAUUGCUUAUGAUUUUAACUUUACAUCCAUGUUUUUAAGAGGAAGAAGUUUUCUUGGACCUGUCCUCUUUGUUAUGUGUCCGAAAUCACUGUGAUCUCAUCCAAUUUCAUGCUGUCAACUCCCAAAUGUUACCCCUAGCUUAGACCCACCCCUUGAACUCCAGUCUUGGAGCUUAUGUGUGUGUGUAAAACUGCUUAUUUGACAUCUCUACAUAGAGAUGUAAUUAAAGCUCAAACUCAACACAUCCAGAGCUGAGUUCUUGAUCUUCCCUCCCAAACUUGCUUAUCCUUCAGUCUUCCUCAACUCAAUAAAUGGCAAUGCCAUGUUUCCAGUUGCUCAGGUCCCAAACAAUGGAGUCAUCUUUGCUUCUUUUUUUUCUUUUAUCUCUCAUAUCCAAUCCAUCAGCAAAUCUGGUAGGCCCUACCUUCAAAAUAUAUCUUAAGCUGCCCACCUCUUUUGACCUCUGAUAUUAACAUCCUAUUCCAGACCACCAUCAUCUCUUGCAUAGAUUGAAUUAUAGCCUCCAAAAACUCUCUUCAUACUUGUGCUCCUGCCGUCUGUUCUCCCUGAAGUAGCCACAGUGAUUAUUUUUAAAAGAAAUAAAAUCAUAUUCACUUGCUCAAAACCAUCCAGUGGCUCGCCAUGUCACUUAAAGACCAAAAUCCUUAAAAUUAGCGGGCCCACACUCCCUCUCUUACCCUCAUUCACUACCAUUUUCCCCUUCUCAUUCAGCUCCAGGCACUCUAGCCUCAAUGCUCCUCUUCAAAAACACCGAGGACACUCCUGCCUCAGACCCUUUGUACCUCCCUGGUGGUGCAGUGGUUAGGAAUCUGCCUGCCAAUGCAGGGGACAUGGGUUUGAGCCCUGGUCCGGGAAGAUCCCACAUGCCACAGAGCAGAUAACCCCGUGAGCCACAACUACUAAGCCUGCAUGCCUAGAGCCCGUGCUCCACAACAAGGGAACUAGUUGUAAAAUAAACUCAGUUGUAUGUUUACCUCAUGCCUUACAUCCUUCAGUCUCACUCAACUGUUAUUUGAUCAAGGCCUUCCAUAACUAUAUAUACAUUGACACUCCAUGUCUCCCCUCCUUUACAUUUGUCCAUAGCACUUAUCAUGAUCUGACUUUACUGUUUGUUUGUUUAUAUUUGUUUUCCCAUACUGGAAUAUAAGCUCCGUGAGGGCAAAGUUUUGUGUUUUUGUUGAAUCCCACAUUUGUAGAACAGUGUCUGCUUCCUGUUACGCACUCAGUAAAUAUUUACUGAACAUUCAAAGUACUACUAAUAGAACUUCGGUUUUUGAAAGAAAGAAUAGCUUUAAUUAUUAGAUGUUUAUGAUUUUUAUAGUUCUGCUUCAUGUGACAUUGAGUUUAUUAUAUCAGAAUCAUGUACAUUCAGGUUGAUGACUAAUAAUGGUGACCCAAAUUGUUUGAAAGCAAAGUAAUCCCAGUGGCAAAAUGACUGUAGAAUUUGGACAGUAAUCUUAAUUGUGAUGGAAUCAUCAUGAUGCUAAGUAACUUGCUAAAGAUAAAGACCUAGUUUAUUUUACAGCUAGAAUGUACGUAAAUGUUGAGCAUAUUUCUAGCUAGAAACAAUGUGUCUUUUCACUUAUGUGUAGUAUCCAACCAAACCAUAAAUUUACUGGAACGAUUAAAGCUAGUCAAUUUUGUCAAAAUGGGGAAUGUGUGAAUGUCAUAAAAAUUAAAAUUCUGAGUUGAAUGAUUCUGGGAAAUGAGAAGGAGAGCAUGAUAAGACUUGGGGUCAGAAUAGUCUGGAAAGAAAAAGAUUAAAGACACCUAACUAUCAUUAAUAGUUCUUAGAAAUUAUGAUUUCAAAAAGAAAUACUUCUGUUGUAUAACUUUAAAAAUCAUAAGCAUAUAACAUACUUUAGUAGAACUUACCAGGGAGAAAAAACAUGAAGGCAUUUCUUCCCUGUUCAAAAUAUGUACCCAAUACUCAGCCAUAAAAAGAAACGAAAUUGAGCUAUUUGUAAUGAGGUGGAUAGACCUAGAGUCGGUCAUACAGAGUGAAGUAAGUCAGAAAGAAAAAGACAAAUACCGUAUGCUAACACAUAUAUAUGGAAUUUAAGAAGAAAAAAAAAAUGUCAUGAAGAACCUAGGGGUAAGACAGGAAUAAAGACACAGACCUACUGGAGAACAGACUUGAGGAUAUGGGGAGGGGGAAGGGUGAGCUGUGACAGGGCGAGAGAGAGUCAUGGACAUAUACACACUAACAAACGUAAGGUAGAUAGCUAGUGGGAAGCAGCCGCAUGGCACAGGGAUAUGAGCUUGGUGCUUUGUGACCGCCUGGAGGGGUGGGAUAGGGAGGGUGGGAGGGAGGGAGAUGCAAGAGGGAAGAGAUAUGGGAACAUAUGUAUAUGUAUAACUGAUUCACUUUGUUAUAAAGCAGAAACUAACACACCAUUGUAAAGCAAUUAUACCCCAAUAAAGAUGUAAAAAAAAAAAAAAUUCAUAGCAAAAAAAAAAAAAAUGUACCCAAGAUAUCUCCAGAUAGUAGCUUAUAGAUGGUGAACUUUUUUUUUUUUUUAAUACAGAAUCGUAUAAUUUUGUAGUAACUAGCACUUAGCUUAAACACUGACUGUUAGGCUAUCUAAAUGGAUACUUUAAAUUAAACAACUGACUUGUUUUUGCGGGGUUAUUUUUCUAUGUAAGUUGAAUCAAGGUCCGGCUACGUUUGUGUUCAGAGUAUUUCCAAAGGAUUUUUCAUUUUUCAGGUGCUAUUUACUGAUCACAGAUUUUAUUUUAUAAUUUUAAAAAAUUGGUAACCUGCUUCUUUUUCUCUAAAUGUAUUUAUACUUUCAUCUGUUCUUUUAUCACCCUACUUUUAGUUUUGAGGAGAUUACCUCUUGCUUCCUAAACUCUACUUGUAUACUGGAUCCCUCUUCCUUCUCUCCCAUCUUGUUUCUGUAUCCUCAUAUUACCAUUUAGUGCUUUUCUCGUAUAAACACGGUAACUGUUUUCUCUAGCCUAAAAGAGAAAGGAUAAACACCUUUCCUACCACUAUCGUGCUCCUUCCCUUCACAUCCAGACUUACAAAAUGCUUUCAGCCUCCAUUUCCUCACUUCCCAGUCAUUCUUUAGCCUAUCUCUUUUAUCUCCUACUAUUUUCUUAUGAUUUUCUGGGAAAAGUGACCAGAGACACCCACCCUUGUCAAAUCUAGUGUCUUUUUAUCAGUCCUCACUCUGCUUGACCUAUCCAUAACCUAUCCUCUCGACCACUCCCUCUUCAGAUACUCUCUCUGAGGUUGACUUUCUUUCCAGAGUCUCAUCCCCAGCGCUCAGUUGGUGCUACUUUUUUCCCCUGGGUUACCUCAUCAGUGCUCAGAAGAAAGCUUCAGCUUUCUCUUACGAUACCUGAAUGUCUUUAUAAACUGGCUGCUCCUGUUGCAUUCUCUACUUUCAUUAAUGGCAUUACCAUUUACCCUACCAUCCAAGAUAUUUAAUAGGAGCCUCAAAAUGGUAUUUUAUUCUCUUUCGUCCUCACACUCAAAGAGUUAUCAAGUCCUUUUGGGUCUGCCUCCUGAAAAUCUCUUGUAUUUGUCCUUUCUUCAUUCCUGCUGCUUUCUUAGUUUAGGCCUUCAUUCUUUUUCCCUAACAAGACUCUUUUCCGUAUUGCCCCAGUUAAAAAUAAUACCCCUUCUUCCGUACACUGUAUUGCAUAGUUAGCAUUCCUUGAAGACUCUCUCAGGCCACUAGGCCUCCAUGCCUUUCGCAUGUUGUCCACUUUGCCUCUGCUCUUGACCUCCACAGCAAGCAGCCUUCACGAUGGGGCUUCUCUGUGAAGUUUGGUCCUAGCUGAGGCACAGCUUUACACAUACCCACCCUACUGCAGAACUCCUCACUGAACUAUACAGUUAUAUGAAAUUUCUCUCGUUCACCUUUGGAACUCCAUCACUUAGCGCAAUGCCUGGCACAGUUGGUGCUGAAUAAAUGGUAGUGCUGAUAGAGAGGGAAGGGUGAAAUUGACAUAGGUGUGAUUAUAAAAAAUGUGGACAAGGAUAUGGUUUUUAAAGGGAAAGGUAUUUAACCUGGCAGGAAAAGCCGCGAUGCCAAGAUUACCAGGCUUGUGACGUACUUUACCCUGUGCCUCCUGUAGUGUCAACUGUAUUGCGUAGAAAUUUUACAGUUACUAGGACUGUUUCAUAUCUCUGACCUUACUCCUCCUCUCUCUGUGUGGCAGGUUUAAUCUCAGUUCCCCUCUGGUGCAUUCCCUCAGCACCUUACCCUUGCACAGAAACUCCAGUAUUCAUGUGAUCAGUCACAUUUUUGAAUGUCUAAUGUGCAAAGCACCAUGUUAGGAGCUAGAAAUGACACAGAGGUGAAUGAGACAAAGUCUUGCUCUCAAAGAUGUCAGUCUUUUUCUUUGGAGGGAUAACAUAUAGUAAAGUGCAUAAAGUGGACUAAUUUUAAAUUUGCAGCUUGAUGAAUUUUUACUUAUGUAAAUAAUCAUUUCCAGCUCCCCAGAAGUUUCCUUCAUGCCCCUUGCCAAUCUACCUACUCCUCAAAACCACUAUUCUGAUUUCUGUCAUCAGAACCUACUAUCUUAAUGGCCUUUUACAUUGGUAACUGGGCUUCCCUACUCAAAACCUUAGUGAACAAAAACAGCUGGGUUGUCAAUUUCUAACCUAAUGCUUCAGAAAAACUAAUUAUACUGUCCAUGUUAAGAGAGACUUAGAAUUGGUGGUCCAGUCUGCCUAGUAGCUCCAAAUAAUUUCUUCUAUCAUUAAUUGAUUUAUUGAGGGAUUUAAAAACUUACUGUAUGAUGUUAAAUAGCAUGGAGAAAUGGAAAGAGUAAUUUUUAGUCAGAACAUCUGGGUUUGAAUCUUCAGCUCUGCCACUUAGAAGUCAUUUAAUAUUUAGUAGAUCACACUUUCUAUGGGCCUGUCUCUUCAGAUAUAAAAUGCAGAUAAUUCCCAGCAUACUUAACUCACAAGGUGUGUUGUAUUAAAUAAAAUAAUGCAUAAGAAGAAACACUGUAAAUUGUAUAAUGCAAAUCAAAUAUUGUUAGUAAAUCAACAUAUGCAUAUAUCCUAUGGCCCUGAUAAUCUCUAAUCCAAACACUCCUUCCAGUUCACAGAGUGACAGAUCACUAUGGAUUAGAUUCUUUAGUAAGAACCCUGGAAUGACUUCCUCUUUAGAGUGGCUAGCUAUUGCCCAAAUAUGGAGGACUUUCAUUUGGCCAUAUUCUUUCCAGAACAUUUCCUAUGGUAUAGUGAAGACAAGGUCAAUUAAUGACUUCGGGUUCUGAAAUUCUAUGACUCUUAAUUUCUUUGCCAAAAUUGACUAUGAAUUGGGAGUUUUAUGACUAUCUUCCUAAGAAGGAGUCUCAUCAUAGCUAAUGAAGUGGCCACGUGAAGAUUUCUGAUCUGUUUUGUUUCUGGAGAUUGAGAGGGGGAAAAUUAGGGUGCUUUUUGCAUCACAAAUAAUACAAAAUUUCAUGCUAUUUAACAUUAUAAGCCCAGGAGUGGGUAGCGAAUCAGAGAUAAAUGUAUGAGUUGUCUGUACCCAGUUUUAUGCCUUUGUUUGUCUAAGACUUGGUCAAAUUAAUAUCUUAACUAAUACAUCUCAGCAGAGUUUAAAGUACAAACUUAACAUCAGUAAAGUCUCAAAAGUAAUCAUGUCACCACUACUUUCACUAAUAAAACACAGAUACAAUUUUUAAAGAAUUAUUUCUUCUAAAUAUUUUUUCUAUUCUAAAUGUCUGUGGCUUUAGAAAAAAGUACCUGCUAGUAAUUAUCUACUUAAAGGGAGUAGCAUUUAUCAUACUCUUUUUUCUUAAUCUCUUAUUUCUACAAUUUCAGUUUACUAUUGGACUUCAAAAAUUUAAAGAAUCACCAAAAAUUUAUUAAAUACCUAUGUGUGAACAGUAAUACACAGUAAUUAGUACAAAAUGUUGGUGCUUCAGUAAAUCAAGUUUUCAGGAAUAUCAGCAGAUAAGUAAAAUACAAACUUUGUUAAAGGUAUCAUUCAUCUUGCUUAUUUUUCUAAUUAAACCUUAAUCAGAACAUUACAGCUCUGCAUAAAAUGUAGUGAAAAAUAAGUUGGAGUGUUUGGGGACCCCAUUUGUGGAAUUCAGUCUCAGGAGACUUCGUUAGUGACACACUUGAUUUUAUUGGGUAAUCAGCUAAAAAUAUUGGUUGCUGGCGCACAGUUCAGAUAGCUUUAAGAUGAGAUGGAAAGGAAAACACAAAGUUUUUGGGUAAUGGGCAUUCUUAAAUGCAUGGUUCAGACCAGAUGAACACUUUUGGAGAUGACUUCCAUUUUAAAAGAAUGUACUUAAAAAUACUGUUGACUAUGAUGAAUCCAGAUCCCUGAAGAAUGGCACUGCUAUUUUUAUUUUUUAACUGUUCUAUUUGUAUAUGCUUCUUAAUGACUGUAAUGAAUUUGGAAGCACUGAAAAAAAUGAUUUUUAAAAGUUCUCAGUGUUCAAUUAUUUAAUGUUAAGUGUGAUACUUAAAAGUUGAAAUCAUUUUUUAAAUGUCAAAAUGUCUUUUGUACAGAAUAUUUUAUUACUUUUGUAAUAUCUUGUAUACAGUGAUUUUUUUCUUGAUAAUAUAAUAAAUGGAAAAAAUUCUAAAACCCUUACAAAAAUUUGUUGCUGUUUGACUUUAAAAUUAUCAAGAUUUUCUUGUAUUUAUAGCAUCCUCCUUAAAGAGAAAGGCAGUUUUGGUUGCUUAGAAACAUUAGACAUUUUUAUGGAAUGCUGUAUCUGAAUAUACUUACAUAUGUAACUGUCCUUUAAAGUGAUAAUUUUUGGGCUUCCCUGGUGGCGCAGUGGUUGAGAGUCCACCUGCCGAUGCAGGGGAUGCGGGUUCGUGCCCCAGUCCGGGUAGAUCCCACAUGCCGCGGAGUGGCUGGGCCCGUGAGCCAUGGCCGCUGAGCCUGCGCGUCCGGAGCCUGUGCUCCGCAACAGGAGAGGCCACAACAGUGAGAGGCCCGCGUACCACAAAAAAUCAAAUAAAUAAAAUAAAUUUU